AUUCGACCAUCAAGUCCCGAAACGAAGCAACAUAGCGGUAGUAGAAUCGACUCGAUUCAUUCCACUUCACAGGAUGGCAUCGACGACCUCCGGUGGAGACGACUCCACCUUUGACGAUGCAAACGCGAGCAAUUUCCACGUUGGCGAAUCCCUCGACUACAGCCAGAUCGGCACCGCCGAUUCGUACUACAACCACACCGACGACGGUGCUUCCUCGUCCGUGACGGCCGGGCACACAUACAACAUGUACCGGCACCAGGAUGCGACCGCGAGCGUGCACGAGAUGCACCUGGCCCUUCUCUACCUGCUCUCGAAUCCGGAAGAAUUCAAAAAGGCCCUGAGCGCCCAUCCACUGAGUGGCGCAACAACACUAGACGAAUGGAACGCGGAAAUAGAAGACGAGGACGAAGAAAGCGUCAUGACGUCAGGACUUCCGGUCACCGCGCUACCGUUCAUCGUCUUUGCCGACGAUGCCGAGGUAGUCCUCCCCCAGGCGCACACGGCAUCGCAACUUUUUGGCAUCGAAAAGGUGGAGGGAAUAGAGCUAGAAGCUGCCGCGGGGAUUCCUGCCCUCUCGCAGUUGUUUCUUAGAUGGUUAGGUGAGUACCGGAAGGGUUUGCAGGAGAGAAUGGGUGCCGAAACAUGUUUUUAGUCAAUCCGCCGGCUACGUUCGUUUUCAAUACCAUCGAAUCGUUUUGAAACACAGACAACGCUGAGAAAGAGCAGGUGCAUGUAUCAUAUUGCACUUAAUCGAGAAAAUAACCCGCUUUGACUGAAUUGCUCUUGUACCCAUAACUAUUUUGCGAUUGAUCCUUCGACAGCCUUGAUGCCUGGUGGAGACCAUUUGAACAUUAUUGACCCUCCCGGGCUGACAGUGAUGAGAAUAGCCGGUGGGCGAUACCGUGUCACGGCUGCCCACCGUGUCGUUUGGACGUGGAUGAACGAGUUUGCAAACAUGUCCUUCGAUGGUGGGCUGAGCGAAGAUGCGCCUGCGGAAGAAGAAUCCGAUCUCCAGGUAGGAGAUCUUGUGACACUGACCAUUGUAGAUGUCUUUGAAACCGACAACCAAGGAAAGCUACUGUCUUACUGCCCAACCUUCGACAACCGAGCUAUUCGGAAAACGAACCAAACAUCGGAGACGAUUAAGAAAUCAUCGACCAAAUUGUUCUCGAUAUUAGGCAGAGCAAGAAGGGCCGUAGCAAAGUCGGAAGUCAACAAACGAGCGUCAGAGCAGAUUACCAAAAUGGGUCUCAUGCAACACGCGAAAAAUGUUGCAGAAAAUGUUAAGCACAAGGUGGACGAAGCUGUACAGCAAAUGAAUUCACCCGCGAAAGGAGCAAGCAAGAAGAACGCAAACGAAAUUACCGAUUCAAACCAGUUUGAAGCGGCAAUAUCUGCAGCCGAAAAAGACACUUCCGAAGCCGUUGCAAAAGAUAUGUACGCGAGUGUGGUUAGCACCGAUGUCGAAGACGCUACCGAGAGAUCCGAACCUGACGUCACAAGAAUAUGAAGAAUAUCAAAUGACUUUGUCGAGAAAUG
Messenger RNA from Pseudo-nitzschia multistriata, 1539 nucleotides. NCBI's taxonomy places the organism in Eukaryota, Bacillariophyta, Bacillariophyceae, Bacillariales, Bacillariaceae. The record is from the annotation of a GenBank genome assembly.